AUGCGUCUGCUCCGUGUGUUGGCCAUUAUCGCCCUAAUCAUAAAUGUUAUCUCCUCCUUCCAUUUCCAUCGCAAGCUCAUGCAAACAUCAGCCCUCGCGAACAGAGUAAGUUGUUGAAGUGGGACCUUCGAGUGGAGGGAAUUCUUUGGACUUGUAAUCCAAUUAAAUUUGGAUAUCAUAAGCCAAAACUUGUUCCAGUUAUGAUUUAAAUGUAACAUUAUUCUUUAAGCUCGAAGAAAAACAUCGGAUGGGCAAAAGAGUGCACAAUCUCUCGUUACUUCGGCUCGGGAAACUGUUCAGAACUUCGCAACAGCAGGUCAAACGAGAUGAUGAAGAUCAUCGCUCCCUUCCCAAACUACUGCUCAUCCUCAGGAAUCGGACUGCUUGA
Molecule: messenger RNA, 388 nt
Organism: Bursaphelenchus xylophilus (pine wood nematode)
Lineage: Eukaryota; Metazoa; Nematoda; Chromadorea; Rhabditida; Aphelenchoididae
Source: the annotation of a GenBank genome assembly